CCCCGGGCGGCGCCUCGUCGGCGCGCAGAGACCCCGGGCCCGGCCGCAGCAUGGAGCCCGGCGCCCGGCGGCUGCUGCUCGGAGCUGUGCUGCUCGCCGCGCUGCGCCCCCGGCCCGCCACCCCGGAGUCCAGUGUCUUCCUCAUCUUCAGCCACGGGCUGCAAGGCUGCCUGGAGGCCCAGGGUGGGCGAGUCCGCAUCUCCCCCGCCUGCAACGCCAGUCUCCCUGCCCAGCACUGGAAGUGGGUCUCUCGAAACCGGCUCUUCAACCUGGGUGCCAUGCAGUGCCUGGGCGCCGGGUGGCCGGGCACCAAUGCCACCGCUUCCCCGGGCGUGUAUGAGUGUGACCGGGAGGCUCUGAGCCUCCGCUGGCACUGCCGCACCCUGGGCGACCAGCUGUCCCUGCUCCUGGGCGGCCGGGCCGGCAACGCCUCCAAGGCCGGCACCCUCGACCGCGGCGACCAGACCCGCGGCGGCCAAUGGCGCAUCUAUGGCAGUGACGAGGACCUGUGUGCCCGGCCUUACUCUGAGAUCUACACCAUCCAGGGGAACUCACACGGCAAGCCGUGCACCCUCCCCUUCAAGUAUGACAACCAGUGGUUCCACGGCUGCACCAGCACCGGCAGGGAGGACGGGCACCUGUGGUGUGCCACCACGCAGGACUACAGCAAGGAUGAGCGCUGGGGCUUCUGCCCCAUCAAGAGUGACGACUGUGAGACCUUCUGGGACAAGGACCAGCUGACGGACAGCUGCUACCAGUUCAACUUCCAGUCCACGCUGUCCUGGCGGGAGGCCUGGGCCAGCUGCAGGCAGCAGGGCGCCGACCUGCUGAGCAUCACGGAGAUGCACGAGCAGACCUACAUCAACGGGCUCCUCACCGGCUACAGCUCCACGCUGUGGAUCGGCCUCAACGACCUGGACACCAGCGGAGGUUGGCAGUGGUCCGACAGCUCCCCCCUCAAAUACCUCAACUGGGAGAGCGAUCAGCCAGACAACCCCAGCGAGGAGAGCUGUGGCGUGAUCCGCACGGAGUCCUCAGGCGGCUGGCAGAACCGGGACUGCGGCAUCGCCCUGCCCUACGUCUGCAAGAAGAAGCCCAACACCACCGCCGAGCCUGUGGCGCCUGACGCCCAGGCCGACGUGAAGGUGGAGUGCGAGCCCAGCUGGCAGCCGUUCCAGGGCCGCUGCUACCGCCUGCAGGCCGAGAGGCGCAGCUGGCAGGAGUCCCGCAAGGCGUGCCUGCGGGGUGGGGCCGACCUGGUCAGCAUCCACAGCACCUCCGAGCUGGAGUUCAUCACCAAGCAGAUGAAGCAGGAGGUGGAGGAGCUCUGGAUCGGCCUCAACGACCUGAAGCUGCAGAUGAGCUUCGAGUGGUCUGACGGAAGUCUCGUGAGCUUCACUCACUGGCACCCCUUCGAGCCCAACAAUUUCAGGGACAGCUUGGAGGACUGUGUCACCAUCUGGGGACCGGAGGGUCGCUGGAACGACAGUCCCUGUAACCAGUCUUUGCCCUCCGUCUGCAAGAAGGCCGGCCAGCCCAGCCAGGGGGCCGCCGAGGAGGACCACGGAUGCCGGGAGGGUUGGACAUGGCACAGCCCGUCCUGCUACUGGCUGGGUGAGGACCGGGUGACCUACAGCGAGGCUCGGCGCCUGUGCACUGACCACGGCUCUCAGCUGGUCACCAUCACCAACAGGUUCGAGCAGGCCUUCGUGAGCAGCCUCAUCUACAGCUGGGACCGCGAGCACUUCUGGACGGCCCUGCAGGACCUCAACGGCACGGGCUCCUUCCGCUGGCUCAGUGGGGACGAGGUCAUGUACACGCACUGGAACCGGGACCAGCCAGGGUACAGCCGCGGGGGCUGCGUGGUCCUGGCCACUGGCAGCGCCGUGGGGCUCUGGGAGGUGAAGGACUGCACCGGCUUCCGGGCUCGCUCCAUCUGCCGGCAGAGUCUGGGCACCCCGGUGACACCGGAACUCCCAGGGCCUGACCCCACACCCAGCCUCACUGGCUCCUGCCCCCAGGGCUGGGCCUCGGACCCCAAACUCCGGCACUGCUACAAGGUUUUCAGCUCCGAGAGGCUGCAGGACAAGAAGAGCUGGGCCCAGGCCCAGGGGGCCUGCCGGGAGCUGGGGGCCCAGCUGCUGAGCCUGGCCAGCUACGAGGAAGAGCACUUUGUGGCCGACAUGCUCAACAAGCUCUUUGGGGAGUCGGAGCCCGAGAUCCACGAGCAGCACUGGUUCUGGCUCGGCCUCAACCGCCGAGACCCAGGGGCAGGAUGGAGCUGGCGCUGGAGCGACGGUUUGGGGUUCUCCUACCACAACUUCGACCGGAGCCGGCAUGACGACGAUGACGUCCGAAGCUGUGCGGUGCUGGACCUGACCUCCCUGCAGUGGGUGGCCAUGCAGUGUGAGACACAGCUGGACUGGAUCUGCAAGAUUCCGCGAGGUGCGGAUGUGCAGGAGCCUGAAAGUCCACAAGGCCGGAGGGAAUGGCUGCACUUCCAGGAGGCGGAGUACAAGUUCUUCGAGCACCAUUCCACGUGGACACAGGCUCAGCGCAUCUGCACGUGGUUCCAGGCCGAGCUGGUCUCCGUGCACAGCCAGGCUGAGCUGGACUUCCUGGGUCACAGCCUGCAGAAGCUCCCCCAGUCCGCCAGGGGCCAGGAGCAGCACUGGUGGAUCGGCCUACACACCUCCGAGAGUGAUGGACGUUUCAGGUGGACAGACGGCUCCAUUAUCAACUUCAUCUCCUGGGCACCUGGCAGACCCCGGCCCCUGGGCAAAGACAAGAAGUGUGUGUACAUGACGGCCAGCCGAGAGGACUGGGGGGACCAGAGGUGCCCGACGGCCUUGCCCUACAUCUGCAAACGCAGCAACGGCACCAGAGAGACACGGCCCCCAGACCUGCCCCCCGAAACCCUGGGCGGCUGCCCCUCUGGCUGGAGCCAGUUCCUCAACAAGUGUUUCCGAAUCCAGGGCCAGGACCCCCGCGACCGGGUGAAGUGGUCAGAAGCACAGUUCUACUGUGAACAGCAAGAGGCCCAGCUGGUCACCAUCACAAACCCCUUAGAGCAAGCGUUCAUCACAGCCAGCCUGCCUAAUGUGACCUUUGACCUGUGGACGGGCCUGCACUCCUCGCAGGGGGACUUCCAGUGGGUGGCACAGGAGCCUCUGCGCUUCACCAACUGGGCACCUGGGGAGCCAUCUGGCCCCGGUCCCGCUGCCAGCAGCAACACACCGACCAGCUGCGUGGUGGUCCUGCACAGCCCCUCAGCCCACUUCACUGGCCGCUGGGAUGACCGGAGCUGUGAGGAGGAGACACACGGCUUCGUCUGCCAGAAGGUCACAGACCCCACCCUGAGCCCAGCCCCAGCAGCAUGGCCCCCCACCCCGGGCACUGAACUCUCCUACCUCAAUGGCUCCUUCCGGCUGCUGCAGAAGCCACUGCGCUGGCAUGAUGCCCUCCUGCUGUGUGAGAGCAGAAACAGCAGCCUGGCCCGUGUGCCCGACCCCCACACGCAAGCCUUCCUCACCCAGGCUGCCGGGGGACUACGCACGCCACUCUGGAUCGGGCUGUCCAGCGAGGAGGGCUCCCGGCUGUACUCCUGGCUGUCAGAUGAGCCCCUGAGCUACACCAGCUGGCAGGACGGGGAGCCGUGGCAGCCGGGGGGCUGCGCCUAUGUGGACGUGGAUGGGGCCUGGCGCACCGCCAACUGUGACACCAAGCUGCAGGGGGCCGUGUGUGGCGUCAGCGGGGGCGUCUCCCCUCCCCGAAGAGGAAGCCCCCACGGCAGCUGUCCCCAGGACCUGGCGGAUUCCGCCUGGAUUCCCUUCCGGGAGCACUGCUACUCAUUUCACUUGGAGCUGCUGCUGGACCACAAGGAGGCGCUGCAGCGCUGCCAGAAAGCGGGAGGGGCGGUCCUGUCCAUCCUGGAUGAGAUGGAGAACGUGUUUGUCUGGGAGCACCUGCAGAGCGCCCAGGGCCAGAGUCGAGGCGCUUGGCUGGGCAUGAACUUCAACCCCAAAGGGGGCACCCUGGUCUGGCAGGACAACAGGGCUGUGAACUAUUCCAACUGGGCCUCCCCUGGCCUGGGCCCCAGCAUGCUGAGCCCCAACAGCUGCUACUGGGUCCAGAGCAGCAGUGGACAGUGGCGCCCGGGGGCCUGUGCCAACGUCACCAUGGGAGUGGUCUGCAAGCUGCCCCAAGUGGCCUCCAACAGCAGUUUCUCCCCUUCAGCCGCACUCCCUGAGAACCCGACGGCCCUGGUGGUGGUGCUGCUGGCCGUGCUGCUGCUUCUGGCCCUGCUGACCGCGGCCCUGGUCCUGUACCGCCGGCGCCGAGGCGGCGAGCAGGGAUCCUUCGAGGGCGCCCGCUACAGCCGUGGCCCGUCCGGCCCCGGGGAGGCCACGGAGAAGAACAUCCUGGUGUCCGACAUGGAAGUGAAUGAGGAGCAGGCCUAGAGCCCGGCCGUGGGCAUCGUGGGCGUCGUGGGCGUCGUGGGCAGGGGAACAGAGGAGCAGGGGAGCUGGGCGUCAGCUGGGCCCCCCGCCAGACACCUGUCCAGCUAGCUGGCCCAUGGAGCGGUGCCCCGGGGGUGGGCUGGGCAGGGCCUGUGAUGUGGGGCCCACCCCCCGAGCCAGGCCGUUUCCCACCCACAGGGCUGUGGCUCAGGUCCUGCCCUGGCCUGGGCCUAUGCCCUCAGGAGGCAGGAAGCACAGGGGCCUCUUUCUGCUGUCCACUCAGCUCUACCCCGCCCAGCCUUGCCGCUGACAGCACCCCAGGACCACCUUCUCAUCUCAGGGCUGUGGGGUCUUCCUGGAGUGCUUCGCCAACCUCUGAACCUUGUCCUGUGUCCCCCUUUUCAACCAGCCCUUCCUUCUGAGCCAGGGCCCCAGGGCUUGGGGAGCCCUCUUGCUUCUGUGGGGUCAGCUGAGGGACACACACCUGCCACUCGUGGGCAGCUGGGCAGCUACUGUGGUGUCGGGUGGGCUGGAGGCAGGACUGGAGGAGCCCCCUGUCCCCAACCUCCAGGGAUGACCAGGCUGGUGUCAUUUCCUGCCGGUUAGGGGAAGGCUCUGUCGUUAGAGUCCCCUGUGGGGACCAACUCAAGUUCCCUACGGUUCCCAGUUAUGGACUCUGCUUUGGAGGGAGGGGAUAUGGAACCCAGGGCCCCGGGCCUCAGAGACCGGGGACCCUCUCGUGGCACCCAGAGGAUAGCGGCCGUGCCCCUGGGGUGCCCCACUGUGGGGACGGCUGACUCAGCGCCUUUCUGCAGGGGCAGGAGGUGGGCAGCCUCCCUGGCCAUGUCCAGUAGCUGGUUCUGCUGCCCAGCAUGGGACACAAUACAGACUCGAGACAGUUUUUUCCCCCCUAUAGUUCUUGAUUUUUUUUUAAUGUGCCAUUGUUUAAAAAGAAAAAAAAAGCAAACAAAUAAAAGACCGUUAAGAGACUUGA
This is a messenger RNA of Erinaceus europaeus (western European hedgehog), 5454 nucleotides long. It is a transcript of the gene MRC2, whose product is annotated as mannose receptor C type 2. The record is from RefSeq and is a predicted model, not a curated record. The coding region runs from base 51 to 4460 and encodes 1469 amino acids. The transcript has 30 exons. NCBI's taxonomy places the organism in Eukaryota, Metazoa, Chordata, Mammalia, Eulipotyphla, Erinaceidae. Gene Ontology annotation, molecular function: signaling receptor activity.